Messenger RNA from Penicillium egyptiacum, 405 nucleotides. Lineage: Eukaryota; Fungi; Ascomycota; Eurotiomycetes; Eurotiales; Aspergillaceae. The record is from the annotation of a GenBank genome assembly.
AUGGGUUGCGUUGGUCCCAAGUCCGUCAUUGAGGUCCGUGAGGGCAUGUCCUUCCUCGAUCUCUCCGUGCGCCAGAUUGAGCACCUCAACCGUAGCUUCAACGUCAACGUACCUUUCGUCCUCAUGAACUCCUUCAACACCGAUCAGGACACCCAGUCCAUUAUCAAGAAGUACGAGGGCCACAACGUCGACAUCAUCACCUUCAACCAGUCGCGUUACCCUCGCAUCAUCAAGGACUCGCUCCUGCCCGCCCCCAAGAGCUUCGACUCUCCCCUCCAGGACUGGUACCCCCCCGGACACGUACAUCUUCCUGUCCAAUGCCGACAACCUCGGUGCCGUGGUCGAUCUCCGCAUCCUGCAGCACAUGGUCGACUCCCAGGCCGAGUAUAUCAUGGAGUUGACUGA